This is a messenger RNA of Corylus avellana, 735 nucleotides long. The record is from RefSeq and is a predicted model, not a curated record. NCBI's taxonomy places the organism in Eukaryota, Viridiplantae, Streptophyta, Magnoliopsida, Fagales, Betulaceae.
AUGGAGAUGCAUAGCAAGUGGCCAAUGUUGACCAUACUUGUGCUGGUGUUUGCAACUAUAAAUCGUCGGUAUAAUCUGGGCAGUUAUAGUUGCAAUAAACCAGCUGAGAAUGCAUUGGUCUUUCUUCUCCCAGAGAAACGUAAAUAUUCAGAACCUAGAAAGUGGAUGGGUGGUAAAGGGCGUGUCACAACACAAUUUGGCUGCUGUUACAAUUAUGCAAAGGAUCAAAAUGGGAAGCCUCCAAGCAUAAUAAGAAAUGAAGAACUGGAUCACAUACCAUUCCUGUUUAAGAAAGUUAUCAAGAGGAUGGUUAGAUGGCAGAUUUUGCCUCCAACAUGCAUCCCUAACAGUUGCAUUGUCAAUAUAUAUGAAGAAGGCGAGUGCAUUCCCCCUCACAUUGACCAUCACGACUUUGUCCGACCGUUUUGCACUCUUUCACUCUUGAGUGAAUGCAAGAUAGUUUUUGGUUCAAAUGUGAAGGUUGUUGGUCCAGUGGACUUUUUCGAGCCUGUCUCUAUACCACUGCCUGUCGGAUCGGUGUUUGUUCUAAAUUGUAAUGGAGCCGAUAUUGCUAAACAUUGUGUUCCAGGAAUCCCAACAAAAAGGAUUUCCAUAACUUUCAAGAAAAUGGAUGAAAGAAAACUUUCAUACACGUUUUUACCCGACCCUGAAGGUUGGAAUCAAGCCUCUUAUCUGUUCUCCCUUGACCACACCACGUAUCCAAAUCCAGCAUGA